Messenger RNA from Symbiodinium sp. CCMP2592, 342 nucleotides. Lineage: Eukaryota; Dinophyceae; Suessiales; Symbiodiniaceae. The record is from the annotation of a GenBank genome assembly.
AUGGUGGUGAUGACCGCCCUCAGCUCCGCAGCCUGCGGCCCGGACGUCUCAACAACUCAUGCGCCCAAGCUCUGCCAGCUUCGUGCGUGUCGUACCUGGUGGCUGCCCGAGCUCUUCAACUUCCUGAUCAAGUUCGGCCUCUCACGGGAGACGCCGGUGACCACAAGCCUUGGAACGCAAAUAGGCAUUCCUCUGAACUUCUUGCUGGACUUGUUUGUGGUGCACAGCCACUUUCGAUGGCCUCAGGCCGUUGGUGUCCUGACGAUGUUGCUCAGCUUCAGCGUCUGGCAUCACUCCGAGGCGAGCCGGGACGGCGCGGCGCGACGUCCGAAUGCCCCCUAA